Molecule: messenger RNA, 1613 nt
Organism: Pararge aegeria (speckled wood butterfly)
Lineage: Eukaryota; Metazoa; Arthropoda; Insecta; Lepidoptera; Nymphalidae
Gene: Nle
Product: notchless protein homolog 1
Exons: 10
Coding region: 116-1543 (475 amino acids)
Biological process (GO): ribosomal large subunit assembly; Notch signaling pathway
Cellular component (GO): nucleolus
Molecular function (GO): protein binding
Source: RefSeq, a predicted model, not a curated record
UUGGUUUUGUUGAUCAACGCAUGAUUUUGGCGUUAAAUUUAUUGGUUAUAAAUUAGAAUUCAUAUUUACUUUUUUAUAAUUCAAAGUGAUAGUUUCCAGAUUAGUUGACAGCAAAAUGGAUAUAGAUAAUGACUUACCUAUAUGCGUACAAGCCAGGUUUAAAUCGGAAACUGGUGAAGAUACCGGCAGUCCUUUGGAUUUACCUCUCAACAUUACUAAGGAGCAACUUACUCUUAUUUGCAAUGCAUUAUUAAAAGAGGAAGACAAACCUUUUCUAUUUUUUGUCAAAGAUGUUGAAAUAACUUCCACUCUCAAAGAGGCCUUAGAUGUUGACAAGUUAAACUCUGAAGAAGUGGUAGAAAUCAUUUAUCAACAGCAAGCUGUGUUCAAAGUCAGGGCUGUUACUCGUUGCACAAGUUCUAUACCAGGUCAUGCUGAAGCUGUAAUAUCAACAAGCUUUAGUCCAUCAGGAAACCAUUUAGCAAGUGGUUCUGGUGACACAACAGUCAGAUUUUGGGAUUUACACACACAAACUCCACUGCAUGUAUGUAAAGGUCACACAAACUGGGUACUUUGCAUAUCCUGGUCUCCUGAUGGCUCAAAGUUAGCAUCAGCAUGCAAACAAGGCAGAAUCAUGCUAUGGGAUCCCUUAUCUGGUAACCAGAUUGGCAAAACUAUGAUGGGACAUAAACAAUGGGUUACUGCACUUGCUUGGGAACCUUAUAUCAGAAAUCCAGAAUGUCGCAAACUAGCCAGCUCUUCCAAAGAUGGUGAUGUAAGGAUAUGGGACACUGUCACAGGACAUACCAUACUAAGCCUGACAGGACAUUCUAAAGCAGUAACUUGCGUCAAAUGGGGUGGCACUGGUCUUAUUUAUACAUCUUCACAGGAUAGAACCAUAAAGGUGUGGAGAUCUGAAGAUGGAAUAUUAUGUAGAACACUAGAAGGUCAUGCACAUUGGGUUAAUACACUAGCACUAAGCACAGAUUAUAUUCUUAGGACUGGACCUUUUCAUCCCAUACUAGAUAAACUUGAUUAUACAAAUGAAAAGAAAGUUUUACAGCAGCGCGCACUAGAAAGAUUCGAGCAUACAUGUCCACAGGGUGAGGAGCGCCUCGUCAGUGGAUCAGACGAUUUCACAUUAUUCCUAUGGCUGCCUGAGAAAGAGAAGCGACCACUCGCUCGUAUGACUGGACAUCAGCAGUUAAUCAAUGAUGUAAAAUUUUCACCUGAUACAAGGUUUAUAGCUUCUGCAUCAUUUGACAAGUCAGUAAAAUUGUGGGAGUCAACCACAGGAAAAUUCAUAACAACAUUAAGAGGGCAUGUGCAGGCAGUAUACAUGUUGGCAUGGUCGGCUGAUUCCAGGCUAUUACUGAGUUCAAGCGCUGAUUCAACACUAAAAGUAUGGAAUAUGAAAACAAAGAAGCUUGAGUUGGAUUUGCCCGGACAUGCUGAUGAAGUUUAUGCAGUUGAUUGGUCACCUGAUGGUACAUAUGUUGCUUCAGGUGGUAAAGACAAGGUUUUAAAACUGUGGCAACAUUAGAAGAAAAAAGAAUAUUCUUUUAUGAUUUUAUUGUAAAAAUACUAUUUAAUAAACAUAGUUUUGAACAGAA